AUGGUGCAGUCGCUGUCGCUGCGAGCAGCUCUUGCAGUGGUUUGGAAGGAGAAUUUCAAUGAUAAUAUUGACGACAAAUACCUGAUCAAUCUGGCCAAUGCUAUCAACCGCGUGUGGAUAGCUUCAAAAGACAUACGUACCACACGGGAGUUCAAAGAUAACCGUGACCUCCAGGAAGCUCUGUUGGCUGUGUUUCCUGGUCAUGAUCUGACAUGCCCUCGACAGAGCCCGCUAAACUUCAUCCUCUCCGCCUUCGAAACGCUUUGGCGGAUUGUCCUCAUGACUUUUAUCGAGGUUGGGUUCAAGACGGGCCAGCAUCAUCCCGAAUGGCGAGAAGCUCUCAUUGCAUUUGCCCAAAGUCCUACAACAAAGGAUUUUGAAACAGCAAACCCCAUCUCUGCUGGAUUUCUUGUCAAAGAAGCACUUCGUCUCUAUCCUCCCACCAAGCGAAUUUAUCGUGCACACAAAUCGGCAGCAUCGAAAGAGCAUACCAUUGUCGCGGCAGAUAUAGAAGCUUGCCACAUCGACCCCACAAUCUGGGGACCAGAUGCCAAGGCAUACAACCCAUCCAGAUGGACACGUUUGACAAAAGAGCAGAAAGACGCCUUUAUUCCUUUUGGAAGUGCCCCGUUCAUCUGUCCAGCCAAGGCAGUUUUUGGACCCCGGAUUAUCGGGUUGCUUGUUGGAGUCUUGUUCAGUCAGCUACAGGGAGAUUGGCGCUUAGAGGGUGUUGGAGAUUUGGCGAGGGCGAGAGAGAGAUUGAAGAAUGAGAGAAGUUCAUAUGAUGGUGCGGUGUUGGUUCGCUUUUCAUGA
Molecule: messenger RNA, 813 nt
Organism: Aspergillus melleus
Lineage: Eukaryota; Fungi; Ascomycota; Eurotiomycetes; Eurotiales; Aspergillaceae
Exons: 1
Coding region: 1-813 (270 amino acids)
Molecular function (GO): heme binding; iron ion binding; oxidoreductase activity, acting on paired donors, with incorporation or reduction of molecular oxygen
Source: RefSeq, a predicted model, not a curated record